Messenger RNA from Balaenoptera musculus (blue whale), 2370 nucleotides. RefSeq names its product WD repeat domain 31 (gene WDR31). The record is from RefSeq and is a predicted model, not a curated record. Gene Ontology annotation, molecular function: protein binding. The transcript is spliced from 10 exons. Lineage: Eukaryota; Metazoa; Chordata; Mammalia; Artiodactyla; Balaenopteridae. The coding region runs from base 30 to 1373 and encodes 447 amino acids.
CGGGAGGCUGUGGAGCUUGGAGGCCGCGGAUGCCCUCCGGCUCGGCGUCCUCCGUCGGCCUCAGCUUCCAGCCCGACCGGCCGGCCGGAGGGUAUGGAGCCCGAGGCGGGAGGAAAAGGCGCAGCUGGCGGGAGGGGAGGUGGGAGCCCUCGCUCUCUCUGAGCCGAAGCCGCUUACCUGGCCGAAGAGGGGAGCGGGUUCCCUUGGCCGGCCUUGCGUUGGGUGGCGUUACAUCCAGUCUUGGGAAACACAACUUCCAGCAGCCACAUGGGAUGCUACUCAGGUGCCAUCUGAAACGAGCUCUUCCCCAGAAGGUCUCAUGCAGGUUCUGUGCAGUGAUGGGGAAACUGCAGAGCAAACUCAAAUACAGCACUUAUAAAUACAGCAGGCCCGAUGGAUUUAGAGACGAGAGAAUUCAAACUAAAGCUUUUCAAGAGUAUAGCCCAGCUCACGUGGAUACCGUCUCUGUUGUUGCUGCUCUGAACUCAGACCUCUGUGUCUCCGGAGGAAAAGAUAAGACAGUUGUGGCCUAUAACUGGAGAACUGGAAAUGUGGUGAAAAGGUUGAAAGGACAUGAGCAUGAAAUCACAAAGAUAGCUUGUAUUCACAAAUCAGGCCAGUUCUUCAGUGCCUCUCGCGACAAGACGGUCAUGAUGUGGGACUUGCAAGGCUCCUCACAACCAAGGCAGCAGUUCUCCGGCCACACCAUGGUGGUCACUGGAUUGGCUGUGAGUCCAGACACAUCACAGCUGUGCACUGGGUCUCGUGACAACACCCUGCUUCUGUGGGACGUGGGGACCGGACAGUGUGCGGAGAGAGCGUCAGUCUCCAGGAACCUGGUCACUCACCUGUGCUGGGUCCCCAGAGAACCUUAUAUACUCCAGACCUCUGAAGAUAAAACCAUCAGAUUAUGGGACAGUCGGGGGCUGCAGGUAGCUCAUAUAUUUCCCGCAAAGCAGCACAUCCAGACCUACUGCGAGGUCAGUGAGGAUGGACACAAGUGUAUCUCCUGCAGCAGCGGCUUUGGAGGGGAAGGCUGUGAAGCCACGUUGUGGGACCUAAGGCAGACGCGGAACAGAAUCUGUGAGUACGAGGGGCACUUCCAGACUGUAGCAUCCUGUGUCUUUCUACCAAGAGCAUUAGCCUUGAUGCCUGUGAUUGCUACCUCAUCGCAUGACUGCAAGGUGAAGAUCUGGAACCAAGACAGUGGAGCCUGCCUUUUCACCUUGUCUCUGGAUGGAUCAGGACCUUUGACUUCCCUGGCUGUGGCUGACACCGUCUCCUUAUUGUGUGCAAGUUUCAGCAGAGGAAUUCGCUUACUCAGGGUGGACCAUAGCCGAGGGCUGGAACUGCAGGAAGUGGCAGGAUUCUGAGGCCAAGACACCUUCACUGGACAAUAGCAAACUGUGGCCCCUUCUUACUCAGUGUGACUUUGUGUUUUUCCAUGUUCUCUUGCGGGGAGGGCCAUGUGGAACUGGUGUUCUUUGCUUAAGCUCCCUUGGAAGGUAUAUCAGUGUUAGGAGUCAAUUUAAGUCUAGUGGUUCAAACUCAGGUGCAGAGAUUAGAAAUAUGGACUCAACCAUAAGGUUCUCAAACUAAGUUAAAUCCAAAUGCAAUUUUUAGUGAGCUUUGGGGACUGCUCUUCAAAAAAAUGUUUAUGGGCCUCUCGCUUUCUGAGAUGGCCCACACUCUGUCCGUGGCGUGUGUUUCUCCCAAGGCUGUCUCGCCUUCUGAGACAGACCGCGUUCUGUCUAUGGAAUGUGUAUCUCUCUCUAAAAAAAAGUUUAUGGCUUGGAAUGAUGACCUGUAGGUAUAAGAGUGAUAGGCCUCUGUCUGUGAGAGUCAGAACACAGGUCUGAGUCUAUUGAACUGACCUUUUCCAUGUCUCCACGAAAGAAGAAAAUGCAGCGGAGAGAGAAACUCAGUUUUGGUUGCCUCGCAAUUAUCUAGAUGGGAAAGAAUAGUGCAGCUCCAUGGAGGAAAUGGAUUGUAGACAUGAGAUUAAGCUCUAAUCACAGCCCCUCAGCAGUGUGAAGAAUCAAAGUUAGGCCAAGAAAGCAAAAGCCUUGGCUUCUACUCGGCAUAGUCGCAGAGGGGAAGUGGCAAAUCCCUAGACCGGUGCUAGGGCUACACGAACACAAGACCUGCACUGGCGUGAAGAGGCCGACCACCGCAGCGCCUCGCCCACAGUUAGAUGAGUUAUCAAACCCAUUCCGUGGAUAAGAAAACGGAGAGAUGAAGGCUAAAAAAAUUGCAUUUGUAUAGUUUAACAUUUUUACUUAGUUUUAUAUAACUCUUUCUGGGGAAUGGCCAGAAUAAGGCAAAGGGAAUCUCUGCAACAACAAUGGAACAUAUAGAAAAAAGCAGAAA